Messenger RNA from Planococcus citri (citrus mealybug), 3487 nucleotides. RefSeq names its product la-related protein 6-like. Gene Ontology annotation, biological process: RNA processing. Gene Ontology annotation, cellular component: nucleus. The transcript has a single exon. NCBI's taxonomy places the organism in Eukaryota, Metazoa, Arthropoda, Insecta, Hemiptera, Pseudococcidae. Bases 413 to 2224 code for a protein of 603 amino acids. Gene Ontology annotation, molecular function: mRNA binding. The record is from RefSeq and is a predicted model, not a curated record.
GAGUUUGUGGAUGGCUGUGGUGGUGGCAGAGUGUUGCACUGUAACCCUGACAUAAUCGUUUAUAUAAGUCGCUUUUCAGUCUGCAUCAACUUUGGAGGCAAGUGUACUGUGGUUCCCACACAGUCUGUUGCAUUCCUGCUGCUACUAAAUAACAGUGAAAGUGCGUGUUGGCGCGAUGUUUUUAUUUAUUUAACCGGCUUGAUGAACGAUUUCUGUUUUCGGUUUCGUUUUCAAUCAUCCAUUAAUUUAUUUGUUUAUUAUCGUAUAUCGUAAUUUAUUUCUCGGAUAUAUUUAUUAUCAAAUUUUUAAAUUUUCAUAGUAUUUAUUGUGUUUCGUCGUUGGUCUCAUUUUUUAAUAGUGAUUUGUGCGUGUGUUCGUUAUUCGCCUGUUAAAUAGCAAAAAAUAUCUCAAAAUGUCAGAUGUUACCAGCUCAAAUGAGGAAACAGCAGUGGCCAUUGUGCCUGUCCCAGUAGCUCUGGAUCCAGCUGUCAAGAAGACUGAAUCGGGUGACUUGAUCAUCACAAAAUCAGCAAAAUUGUUGGAAAAUCGUUGUAGCAUAUCAUCGGUGGAUAGCAGUAUUUCCUUAUCUUACGAUGCUGUUCCAUUUACACCUCGUAGUUCACUCACCAUCAGCACAGAUGACGAGUCUAAGAUUGUGAACCAUUUUGGUAUCAAUAGCAGUAGCAGCCACACAGAUUCAUCUUCUGAUGCAGCUGUCUCUGGUAAUGAAUCGAAGAAGAUAAAAACCAAUAGUGGUGGUGAUAGUAGCAAUGACGAAGAACCAUUUGAGGCACCUGAUGAAGAGCUCACCAAACGCAUUGUUGAUCAGGUAGAAUAUUAUUUUUCUGAUGAGAAUAUUGUUAAGGAUGCUUUCCUGCUCAAACAUGUUCGUCGAAAUAAAGAGGGAUACGUUUCCCUCAAGCUGAUUGCCAGCUUUAAACGAGUUAAACAUAUAGCUAGAGAUUGGCGUGUUGUUCGUGUAGCUUUGGAGAAAUCCACCAAGCUGGAGAUUAAUGAAGCUGGCACUAAGCUCAGGCGAAAAGAUCCGCUACCCUUGUAUGACCAAACUACACCUUCACGAACUGUGGUUGCAGUUGAUAUCCCACCAGAAAAGGCUACUAUUGAAUGUAUAGCUGAGUUAUUCCGCACUUGUGGUGAAAUAGCCCUUGUACGCAUCCUUAGGCCUGGCAAUCCAAUCCCAGCUGAUGUACGCCCAUUUUACAACAAGCAUCCUGAAAUGCAUAAUACUGUGAGCGCAUUGGUUGAAUUUGUGCGCACUGAAUCAGCUCACAAUGCUUUGAAUCGUGAUGCGGAAAAUGAUCCAAAUCAUAUCCAAGUUCUCGAGCUAAAUGCUCCUCCAUCGAAAAAGAAGGUUGCUGUCAAAACUAAAUUCCCGAACCGUAUUUAUGACCAAGACUAUGGCACAUCAUCCUGUGCCAGUGGCUCUGAAACUGAUGAAAGGUAUAAACUGCAUAUGCAAAGACGCUGCUCAUCGCCACAUUUGACCAAUAAACCAAUUGGUAGCAAUAACUCUGGUGACCAGCAUUGGGGUCAACGUCGCUGGUCUAGAGAUUCUGGUACAGACAGUUCAUCCUCUAGUUUCUCACGUUCUCGCUCCAACAGCGGAGUUUACUACAUUCCAGAGCAGAGACGUCUCUCAGCUGGCUGGGAAUCCAGCUCGGAUAGCUACAGCUCAUGCAGAUCUCGUUCCAACAGCGGUGUCUCCAUUCCUGAGGUGUUCCACAUGCGUCGUUACUCACUACCUCGAAAAGAACCCGACUGCUGCUGCUGCAGUUUCCCGAAAUGUGAGUCUUCCGGAGGUGCUGGACGUCGCUACUCUGUUGGUAGGGGAUCAGAUGAUGGUUACCAUGCAGCACCACUUUCACGUUGCAACAGUGGGGAAAGUUGUGAUGGACCUUAUCGUAAAGAAUCCAUACCAGAAUAUUAUCCAUUGCAUCGAAGCAAUGGUUCAUUUGAGAGGAGGUCAUCUAUCACAAAAACCAACAACGAUGGUCCCUGGUCACGUAACAGCAGUGUUUCAUCAGCUUCUGAGUCUGGUCGCAGAUUAUCUGACUGUGAAGGACGUGGUAUGGUAAGGCAGCGCUCAUUCGGUAAUAAUAUUGGUAAUUUGGCUAAUUCUGAUACCAUUGUGCGGUUACCUCGAGGUCCUGAUGGUGGUCGUGGAUUUCAAAGGGAAUUAAUUGAGUAUGCUCUGCCAGAGUAAUCUCCAUAUAUUGGGAUCUUUCUGUCCAUGAUGAGAUCAGUUUCCACCUAAAGUGGACCCAUUUCAAUCCUUAUUUCCUAAAUAAUGAAAACAAUGCCGGUAUAAUUUUUCUUCAGUAUUUUAACUUAUGUAUACUAAAAAGGUAGUGUCUUUUUAUUUAAACAUUUAUUAUAUUUUAUCUAGAGUGAGAAUUCCUCUUCCCUCUCACUCUUUCUCUAUGCCCCUUCCUUUUAAAGUUAGGUAUUUAACUACACCUACACUAUUAUGUAAUCAGAUUCAAUUGUGCCAUCUUUCUUCUUUAUAAAGUGAUCCUAUGCCAAUCUGGAAUGAUAUGGUUUUCUAUAGCACAAUAAAAUUUAGUGACCAAUAACAUGUGCUAUACCUAGGUAUAGGUGUAAAAAAUCAUUUGACUGCAUUUAUAAAUAUUAUUAAUUUUAUAAGUCAAAUAUAAAAUGUUAUAUUGCACAGCAAUUAUACACAUGUAGGUAUUUACAACAUCUGAUGUCCUACUAUGACUUUUUUUUAUGUACCUACCUAAACCAAAUGUGAUAUUUAUUCUAUUAAGUAAAGUAUAGGUCUAUAUAAAUUAUGUGGAUGCUAAUCGAAAUGGAUUUUCAUGUAUGUAUAAGUAUUUUUCUUCUUCUAUUCAUUGUCAAAGUGUAGUAGGAAGAAUCUAAAGUAUUGAGGGGAAAAAAUAAGCUAUGUUGGUAAAAAGUAUUUUGGUAUAUAAAAAAUCCAUUAAAAAGUAUCCACAUUUUAAAAAAAUUAUGAUGAUAAGCAUUUAAAAAAUAUUUUUUCAUGUUAUUUUAUACGUUGCAACGUUGUAAAGUACCUACUGGUAAAAACGAACUAGGAACUUUACCAAGUCCUUCAUUAUUCAUGUUUAAUAGGUACCUACACGAAUGAUGUAUUUUUAAUUUAUUAUUACGAGUGUUUCUUUAUUAUUUUUUGUUUACCCUAUCCUAUGAGGUAUGUUUCAAAAUGUACAUAUUUAUUUUUGUUAUUUGAUUGUUGUUUUUGAGAUGUUGUUAAAUGCAAUAUUUAUUUUGGAUUAAUUUAUUUAACGACAUUUAUUUAUUAUUAUUUAUAGCGUAGCUGUGAAUUUUUCUCUUUUUUUUGUGUUUAAUUUAUUUUUACAAUUUUUUCUUUUUUUCUUUCUUUUCUUCUACCUAUUCAGAUUAUUCAAAUGAAUUGUGUGUAAUACUUUAUUUAUUAUUUAUCCUAAUUUAUUCAUUUGAAUUAUAUUUAUUUGGGAUCAUGAAA